Messenger RNA from Achroia grisella, 1590 nucleotides. RefSeq names its product coiled-coil domain-containing protein 186-like. The transcript has a single exon. Lineage: Eukaryota; Metazoa; Arthropoda; Insecta; Lepidoptera; Pyralidae. The record is from RefSeq and is a predicted model, not a curated record. Bases 1 to 1590 code for a protein of 529 amino acids.
AUGGAGCUGCCUAACACUGAUAUUUUCGACCCGCUUGCUUGUGUGCGCCGUUGGGAACAAUACGCCACGCAGCAGGAAAUUAACGUCUAUCUGACAAAGCAGAUUGACUUAAACCGCAGCGUUUUAAAGGAGACUAUCGAGACGCAGAAAGAAAUUAACGCGUCUAGCUCUACCACGUUAAAAGACCAUGAAUCGCGCAUUGCCUCGCUGGAGUCAGGUUUAAAAGACCUCAACACGGCGCAGACUAAUUUAAAUGUGGCGUUCCAGAAUCUGCAAACUGAUAACAACAAUUUCAAAUCUAACGUUGAUUUGUUGCUUAAUCAGUAUCAGACAACCAUUAAUUUGCUGCAAAGCAACAUUGAUAACAUCAGCGUCAGUAACGAGCAAUUGUGGAACGAAGUUAAUAAACUGAAAUCCCAAUUCGACCCGGAUAAACUAGAUGCGGCUAUUGCUGGCUAUGACUCUGUUUUGUCUGACGCGAAGAAAUACGCGGACGAUAUUAACAGCGAAUUGAGCGCCAAAAUUAACGCCCUCACUCAGACCGUGACGGAUAAUAAAACCUCCACGGAUGCGGCAAUUAAAGCAGAGACGGAAGCGCGUCAAACUGAAAUCGCCAAUUUUGAGCAGGAAGUAAGAAGCGCGUUAAACCAGCAGGACGCAAAUAUUAACGCGUUUAUGGCUAGCGUUAAUAAGAACAACGCGGCGCAGCGUCAAUGGCUGGAAACCGAGUUAGAGCGUGUUAAUAAGCGUAUUGAUAACCUCGACAAUAAAGUAGAGAGCUAUCAGGAAGCUAACGCAAAUACGCACACCGAUUUAAAAGAUCAGAUUGCAGCCGUGAAGAAAGAAGCCGCCGAUAACUUGCAGGAAAAGUACGACGAGCUUAACCGCUAUAUUAAAUCGGUUGAGGAAACCGAGCAGACCAACACCGCCAGCUUGCAGGACGAUAUUAAUAACGUCCGUAAAGAAUACAAAGUGGAUAUUAAAGCGGCUCAAGACGCGCUACAAGCGGAAAUCGACGAGAUUAAAAAUAGCGAUUUGAAACAAUGGGAUACUAUCAAUAGUAUUCUGGAGGCUCAAAACCGCAUUAAUGUUAAAAUGGAGGAAUUAAAUGCGUAUAUCCUUGAACAGAUUGGGCUGGUUGAAGAUAGUAUUGGAUCUGUUAGCGAGCGUGUUGAAAAACUCGAAACGGAAAACCCGAAAUUAACUUCAAGCAUUAAAGCGCUUGACGCUCGUUUCUCACCUGCUAUUAAGGUUGUUGCAAAAGCGGGUGAAGCCGCAAGCGAGGAACACGAUGUAGGUUAUGGGACGUUGAAGUUAAAUAUCACCGCUACGCAAGUGGGCUGGAAUCUCAGUUACACUACUGGGCAGCUUCAAACAGCUACACGCGGCGGCACUUAUUCCAACGUUAAUAGUGGCGCUAAUGUCAAUGCUAUCGCUAACGCUAAUACGCCGAACUAUGUUGAAGGUGUUUUCUAUAGCAAUGACCAAACGCUGCCCCACGAGUUCCGCGUAGUGUAUAACCCAUUCACUAAAGAAGUGGAGUUUAACUUCUCAUACAGUGAGUCGGACAUGCCAGCAGUAACAAUCUAA